ACUGUGUGUUAAGUGUUUACUCUAAAAAUAAUAUGAAUCUAAUCCAAGCAACCACGAAUAGUAGCUUCUGAGGGCUAAGUUCAAAUCAAGUGUCAAAACAAAACCCCCUGGAUUCAAACCAAAGCUCGUUAAUCAAAGUUCGCAAACGGAGUGAUCGAGUAAUAAAAUCACAUAUGUGUAUCCGUUAUCUAAGAAAAGCAAUGAAGUGAGAAAUUUGAUCAUCAAUGAAGUGCAGAUCGGUGGCGUGCAUAUGGUCCGACAAGCCCUUCCCUCACCGCGUCACCGCCGUCGCCGCUUUACCCGAACCUCCGACUCCGACCUUUUACACCGCCGGAUCCAAUGGCUCCGUCAUCUGGUGGACCCUCUCCACUUCCCCACCGCAACUUAGGGCGGUGGGCGUGUUGUGCGGUCACGCCGCACCGAUCACCGAUCUCGCCGUUUGCAGUCCCGUCGCAGAUGCAGAACACGUUUACGGUCCAAGUGGAAGAAGUAAGUUCAGUGCGUUGAUUAGUGCGUGUUGCGAUGGUUUUUUGUGUGUUUGGAGCAAAAACAGUGGUCAUUGCCGGUGCAGGAGGAAAUUGCCACCUUGGGUUGGCACUCCCCGCAUAAUUCGAACUUUGCCUUCAACGCCGAGAUAUGUCUGUAUAGCGUGUUCUUUUGAAGGAAAUGAAGGAGUAAUUGAUAGAGAAACUCAGCCUAGGAAGCCUCCUAAAUGCACUAUUCUUAUUGUCGACUCGUAUUCGCUUUCCAUUACCCAGACUGUGUUUCAUGGAAGUCUAUCCAUUGGUCCAAUUAGUUUUAUGGCACUAGUUUUAGGUGAUGACGAGAAGAGGAAUUCGGUUUUUGUGGCUGAUUCUGCUGGGAGGCAGCAGACGGUUUUGAUAUCGGAGGAUCGAGGGGAAAGCUUGGUGAGUUCGCUCGGAGAUAAAGGUCAAUCGGAGAGUUCUUUUUGCUAUGAGGGAUUGAGUGGUGUGGAGCAAAUUGUUUCAGUUUUAACGUAUGGGAAUGCUGUUGCUUUUAUAUUGAAAGAUAGGUGUGUGUUUAGGUUGUUGAAUGGUGAUAGUGUGAUUGGAGAGGUUUCUUUUGUGGACAGUCUAUUUGGUUUGGAUCGGGGUUCUACUCAAAUGUAUGCUAUUGGUGGAAUUUUUCUUGAAAGUGAUGAUGUGGGGAAUAUGUGCAAUGCCAACGAAUAUGGAAACUCGAUUACAGUACAAUUUGUUGUGUGGAAUAAUGUAGGUCAUGCAGUUAUAUACAAUGUGUUGUAUCAGAAUGAUGUUUUUAAAUGUGAACCUCAUUCUGAGAUUCCUGGUACUCAUUAUCAACCUGAUAUGAGAUUAUCUGUCUUCUUCCUACAAGUAAAUCAACAUCUUGUUUGUGUCAAGUCAGUUUGCCUUAAUCAUGAGGAGCCUUUACUAUGGAGACCACUUGCCACAAUCUGGUCGACGCAUGAUUGUGAUGAUGAACCUGGUAGAUUGUACCGUCAAUGCAGAAUGAUCAGUGAUGGUGUAUCUUUCAUCAACUGGUUUGAGAAAUCGACUCAGCUCCAGGGACUGGAUGGGCUAGAGACUACGCCUACUUUUGGUGUGAGUCCAAGUUCGGAUGAUGUAGACAACACACAUGUGGAUAGCAUGAGUAAUUAUUAUGCUUACAAGGGGAAGGUAGUUUCUUCUUCCAUGAUUAUCUCUGAGAACCUCUUUACUCCUUAUGCUGUUGUAUAUGGUUUUUUAAGUGGAGAAAUAGAGGUUGUAAGAUUUGAUCUGUUUCACGGGAUUUGCUUGGACGAUGCAAGUUCCAAUCCUGAUGAAAAGUCUACUGCAUGCAAACAGUGCUUCUCAGGACAUACAGGUGCUGUACUUUGUUUGGCAGCACAUCAAAUGAUGGGUAGGGCCAAAAGCUGGAAUUUCAAACAGGUUUUGGUGUCUGGAAGUAUGGAUUGCACGAUUCGUAUAUGGGAUCUUGACACUGGCAGUCUUAUUAUGGUAAUGCAUCAUCAUGUGGCUCCCGUGCGUCAAAUUAUUCUUCCCCCUUCUUUGACUGUGUAUCCUUGGAGUGAUUGCUUCCUUUCAGUUGGAGAGGAUGCAUGUGUUGCUCUUGUUUCUCUUGAGACUCUGCGAGUGGAGAGAAUGUUUCCUGGACACAUGAACUAUCCUUCUAAAGUUUUAUGGGAUGGAGCAAGAGGUUAUAUUUCCUGUCUCUGUCAAACACAUUAUGGAACUUCUGAUGCUACUGAUUUAUUAUACAUUUGGGAUGUAAAGACAGGUUCACGCGAGCGAGUCCUACGUGGGACAGCUGCACAUUCAAUGUUUGAUCAUUUUUGUAAAAGCAUCAGCAUGAAUUCCAUAUCUGGCACAUUGCUGAAUGGAAAUACAUCAGUCUCUUCAUUACUUCUUCCAAUAGUUGAUGAUGCAAAAUUCUCUAACUCCCCAUUAAAUCGGUCAGACAACUUGCUUACUUCAUCAAGGUCGUCACCAAGUAUUUCAAAUAUGACUGAGCUGAAUUCUUCCAAAACAAAUGCAGGUAAAGGAAAUUCAGUGAUGCAGAAUUCAUCCUCUCUGAUUGGUCUUUUGAGUAGCAAGCUUCCUAUCAAAUGCUCUAGCCCAUUCCCAGGGAUUGUGUCUCUGUGUUUUGAUCUUGCAUCAUUGAUGCUUUCUUAUCCAAAGAAUGAGUCCAUGGAAAAUGGUGGUGGCAAGCCAGUGAAUAUCAAUAUGAAGCAGCAGGGAGUUCAGGAGCAAAAUCCCAGCUAUCAUAAUCCAGAAACUGUAGAGGGGCAUGACUUGGUUAGCCUAUUUGAAGAAUACUUACUUCGAUUUAGCUUGUCAUUUCUACAUUUGUGGAGUGUAGACAGAGAGCUUGAUAAUUUGCUGAUAAGUGAAAUGAAGCUGAGGAGACCAGAAAAUUUUAUAGUAGCUUCUGGUCUGCAGGGGGAUAAAGGGUCGUUGACAUUGACGUUUCCUGCUCAGAGUGCUACUCUAGAGCUCUGGAAAUCAUCAUCUGAGUUUUGUGCAAUGAGGUCAUUGACGAUGGUGUCCCUUGCCCAACGUUUGAUUAGCUUGUCUCACUCUGGUUCAGCAGCCAGCAGUGCUUUAGCAGCCUUUUAUACUCGGAAUUUCCUGGAAAAUUUUCCAGAUGUGAAGCCACCUUCAUUACAGCUCUUGGUGGCUUUUUGGCAAGAUGAAAGUGAACAUGUGCGAAUGGCUGCGCGCUCUAUAUUUCAUUGUGCUGCCUCUCAUGCUAUUCCUCUACCUCUAUGCUAUUCAAAACCUACAGAUUCAAACAACAUGGGUUCCCAAACUGGAAGUAGAGACAAACAUCUAGGAAAUAUGGCAGAAGAAAGUAUAUCUCCUAAGGCAGAAAAUCAAGGAAUUUCCCAAGAUGAGGAAUCCAAGAUACUUGCUUGGUUAGAAUCAUUUGAAGUGCAAGAUUGGAUUUCUUGUGUUGGAGGAACAAGUCAGGAUGCAAUGACAUCUCACAUUAUUGUUGCUGGUGCACUGGCUAUCUGGUAUCCUAGUCUUGUAAAACCAAGUCUUGGCAUGCUAGUUGUUCAUCCGUUAAUGAAGUUGGCUAUGGCCAUGAAUGAGAAAUACAGCUCCACUGCUGCUGAGCUCCUUGCAGAGGGCAUGGAAAGUACAUGGAAAGAAUGCAUUGUCUCUGAGAUUCCUCGUCUGAUUGGGGAUAUUUUUUUCCAAGUAGAGUUGAGUGGUCCAUCUUCCAAGUUAGUGAAAGAAAUUUCAGAUGCAUCUUUUUCUAUUAAAAAGACUUUGGUGGAGGUUCUUCUUCCAAGUUUAGCUAUGGCUGAUAUACCAGGCUUUUUGACUGUGAUUGAAAGCCAAAUUUGGUCCACUGCAUCUGAUUCACCUGUUCACAUGGUGUCCUUGUUGACUCUUAUAAGGAUCAUGCGUGGUUCUCCAAAGAAUUCGGCUCAAUACCUUGACAAGGUGGUCAACUUCAUUUUACAGACUAUAGAUCCAAGCAACUCAGUCAUGCGGAAGGCAUGCUUUCAGAGUUCAAUGACAACUUUAAAGGAAGUUGUACGUGUAUAUCCCAUGGUGGCUGUCACUGAUUCAUGGACCAAACUAGCAGUUGGAGAUGUGAUUGGAGAAAUUAACAACGCAAGAAUUAGGGUUUAUGAUAUGCAAAGUGUGACAAUGGUAAAGGUUUUGGAUGCAAGUGGGCCUCCUGGACUUCCAACUCUGCUCCCAGCAGCAACUUCAGGAACAAUGUUGACUACUGCAAUUUCAGCACUGAGCUUUUCACCAGAUGGAGAGGGGCUGGUCGCUUUUUCUGAAAAUGGGCUACUGAUUAGAUGGUGGUCACUGGGAUCUUUCUGGUGGGAGAAACUAAGCCGGAACUUUGUUCCUGUCCAGUGCACCAAACUAAUCUUUGUUCCUCCUUGGGAAGGAUUUUCACCUAAUUCAUCCAGGUCAAGCAUAAUGGCCAAUAUUUUGGAAACUGACAGGCAGAUGAACUUUCAGGAUAAUUCAAGGGAUUCAAAUCACGGGGACAGCCCGAAACACUUGCUUCAUACUUUGGACCUCUCCUAUAGACUAGAAUGGGUCGAGGGGCGGAAAGUACUUCUUACAAGACAUGGUCAUGAAUUGGGCACUUUUCAGUUAUAAGCAUCAACUAGUGCUGAUUCUUUGAAAUUUUUGCUGGGAAUUUUCAUUGAUUCCAUAAUUUUAGUUGAGGCUAUCAUGAAACGACUCUCUAGCAUCUAUUGCAGCCCAAGCUAGCAACAGAAGAUUUUUUAUUAGCUCAUACUAGCAUACUGUUUGAAGAGGUAUUCAUUGGAACUCUUAUAAGUAGAGACAUCACCUUUGUGAGGAUUUAUAGAGAUCAGCUAGAUAGUACCAGGAGGCAAUUGGACGGUCUUAGUGUGAGUUGAGGUGAAUUUGGCUAUCUUUUGGAUGAAAUACGGGGAAAAGGAAGAAGUCAGCCUUAUAAUGCAGGAACCAUUAACUUGUUUGCGGUUAGGGGCCAAAUAAUUACAAAGUUAUUAUUCAAAAUGAGUAACCAUUCUGAUUGACUAUUUGGUCACUAUCUAUGAAUAAGUUAAGUAGUUUUUAAGCCCCCGAAGAAUAAUUGGGAAAAAUUAGUCUUCAUAGAUAAACUCGUGCAGUCCUUUUAUAUAUAUCUCGAGAGAAUACACGUUGAUCUCUCCCCAAUUUUACAGAGCGGAUUCUUUAUCCACCUUAAAUUUUGUACAGGAAUCUGGCAUCUCGUGUAGUUUAUUUGAGUGUUGUCUUUUUUUUCCUUCAUGAUCAUAUUGAGAUGAACAUGCCCACAUAACGUUGAUUGAACAAAUGGAAAGCAAAUAAGAAAAGAAAA
Glycine soja is the source of this 5325-nucleotide messenger RNA. RefSeq lists its product as uncharacterized. NCBI's taxonomy places the organism in Eukaryota, Viridiplantae, Streptophyta, Magnoliopsida, Fabales, Fabaceae. The record is from RefSeq and is a predicted model, not a curated record. Gene Ontology annotation, molecular function: protein binding. The coding region runs from base 225 to 4616 and encodes 1463 amino acids. The transcript has 9 exons. Gene Ontology annotation, cellular component: cytoplasm.